AUGGAGGGAGACGGCCGCGCACACCUCGCAGACCGCAGCGGUCGCUCGCAUGGCCGCGAGGACAGACGGCAGCGACACAGACUCCCCUCAGAGCACGCGAGGCCCCACCGUGGGUCCCGCGAUCGGGAGAGGGACGAAGACAGAAGGCAGUGCCGCAGGGGUUCCCCAGCUUAUUCCUCAGAGCGGGGAUACUGUGGUUACAGCCGGUCCCCCCCACCGGCUACACGUCCUCUUCUGAUGUCCGGGGACCGUCACAGACGCCCCUCGGAGGCCUACAUUGUACAGUGGGGGCCUGGAGAAGGCCCCUAUGAUGCUCCUCGGGCUAUACUGGGGUUCAGUCAAGAGCACCGCCUGAGUGCCCCCCACGGGAGGGAGGCUGGGAGUCUAAGCUGGGGACACCAGCCUCCCCACAAGGAUAAACGCCCUUUGGGUGCCAAAGAAUACGAGAAGUCUUCUACUUUGACCAGCCAAAAAGCAGUCCUGGCCUCCUCCACAGAGAAAAGCCCGAGGUCUGUCCCCAGGGACAAAGCAAAGGAGAAUCCGCCUUCUACUGGCAUCAAAGAGAAGGAAAGAAGACGCUGUGGGAUCCAGUUUUCGCCUUCCGUGGGGCACCCUUCAGUCUUGAAUUUUAAAAAGCAAAAGCAGGAAGACUCGGAGAAAACCAAAGCGGACAAAAACAAGCAAAUUCUCAACCACUUGGACAUAGCAGAGGGGACAAGAGGCCUGUUACCCAAGGUGAAAGAGAAGGCAACCAAUAACCAAAAGAUUCAGGAAGGGAAAGUAAGACCUCCCCAUUUGGAUGGAAAGCCAGAUGGCUCCCUCCCUGAAGUUGAGGAGACAGAUAUGGAUAAUGAAUUCAAGCCGCCUACCAUGUCUUUUCAUUCAUUCCUCAACCAGGACCAGCCUAAGGAGAAAAAGAAAAUGAUUAUGAAAACUUCAGCCACUGCUCUUGAAGAGAAAGAACCUAAAAAAAAUGACUCAAGUCAAAACUUGGACUUGGUUCAGGAACUGCCUGAGGUGAAUGAAAAUAGAUCAGAGAAGCUGCAACCAUCUGGAAAUGUCUGGGCCAAGCUGGAAAAGGUCCCCACUGAUGCACCAGUGUGGCCAGAUCUUCCAUUACCAAGGAUCUCGGCCAAGUACCAUCCACUUCCUGCCUCUAGAUUGAUCCGACCAAAGCAAAAAGCACUGUCUUCACCCCAGGAAGAGGAAAAAGUUGGAUUUACUGGAUGCAGAAUGAAUUCUAAGAUGCAAGUGUUUUCUGGCUCUAAGUGUGCCUACCUCGCCAAAAUGAUGACCCUGCGCCAACAGUGCAUCUGGGUACUUAAAAACAACAUCAAUUCCAUCUUUAAAGUGGGAGGAGUCCCAUAUUCAGUUCUUGAACCCAUCUUGAAGAGCUGUGCACCUGAUCAGCUGUAUCGCAUAGAGAAAUACAAUCAUGCACUAGUUCAAGAAACAGAUCAACUAUGGAAAAUUCACUGUCACCAAAACUUUAGGAAAGAAAGGCCACAAGAGCAUGAGUCAUGGCGAGAGAUGUACAUGCGGCUUCAGGAUGCCCAAGAGCAGCGGCUUCGAGCACUGACAGUGAACAUCCAGUCUGCACAUGCCAAUAAACCCAAAGGCCGACAAGCAAAAAUGAUCCUACUCAACUCUCUGGCCCGGCCACCUUCUGACGUCCAAAGGAGGCAGCAGUUUGAAACAGGAGAAGCAGCUGUCCCUGAAAAAGUCAAGAUCAAGCCAGCCCCGUCCCCCACAGAAACCAGCCAUACUCCCUCCAGCAUCAACAGCCUUAACCUUAUCCAUGAGAAGCCGGCCCACACAUGCUCAAGCGCUACCAGUACCCACUUGCCACAGGUGGGCAGUGGCAGGAAACGUGUGAAGAAGAUCGCCCCCAUGAUGGCCAAGACAAUUAAAGAUUUCAAGAACAGAUUCUCCCGACGAUAA
Messenger RNA from Dama dama (fallow deer), 1941 nucleotides. RefSeq names its product elongin-A-like. Lineage: Eukaryota; Metazoa; Chordata; Mammalia; Artiodactyla; Cervidae. The transcript has a single exon. Gene Ontology annotation, biological process: transcription elongation by RNA polymerase II. Gene Ontology annotation, cellular component: nucleus; elongin complex. The record is from RefSeq and is a predicted model, not a curated record. The coding region runs from base 1 to 1941 and encodes 646 amino acids. Gene Ontology annotation, molecular function: protein binding.